AAAAAAUCCGAUCCUAUAGAAUAUACGAUGCUGUCCCUGUGUGUAUUCCUGACACUGGAAACAACACAACUUUGUGUUCCUCACCAAGAUUGUUGCUCUCUUAAGGUUUGUUUGUACAUUAACAAUACUUUGGGUGACUCGAUUCGGGAUCCUGCUGCUGCCGUCCGCGAGUCCUGCUACCACCUCGCCGACGAGGAUUUCCCCAUCAAAUACGAGGCCGACCGUCUCCCCCCGCGACGCCAAGAUCCAGGUCCCCCAGCCGCCCCACGCCCGCCACAUCGACGAUGACACCGGUUUCCACGAGGCGCGCCUCAUGGCGGACAUCUCCCUCCUCUCCGACAACGUCCGCGUCGCCUCGGGCAGGCGGCCCAUCGCCAUGGCCUCAUGGUUCUGAGACUGUCACUGCAGACCUGCGCCAUUUUGCCCUUUAUGCUUUUGCUGGACGCACUGGCAUGCUCAGAUGGAGCCGGAAGAAUGAGAACAUCCAGUCACAGCCAUCAGAUGCUGCAGUGCUGAUACCACAGCACAAUUACAAGCUUGAUGUUCACACCCUCAAUAGUCGUCAACCUGGUCAGUUUGAAUGUCGUGAAUUCAGAGAAUCAAUUCUUGGUGUCAUGCCUCAUCAUUGGGAUAGGAGAGAGGAUACGACCCUACAACUUGCACAUUUUAGGAAGCAUAAAAGGAAACAAGUAAAGAAAACGCCAGGAAAGGCUGUUUUCAAUAGCGUGCACGAGCCCAUUGAACACAAUCCACCUGGAAAGGAUGCUUCCAAUAGAAUAGCUAGAGCGCUUGGGAAGGCUGCAGAUAUGGCUGGCUCAAAUCAAGUCAAGAAGGCACAGAUGACGCCUUACAUUCCGACAAUCACUAAUCAUACUCAAGUAUGGUGGGUUCCUAAUGUUGUUGUUGCACAUGAAAAGGAAGGAAUAGAGGUUGUCCAUCUAGCUUCUGGACGCACAAUAUGCAAGCUUCACUUAAUCGAAGGAGGCCUUCACGCAGAUAUUAAUGGAGAUGGAGUUCUAGAUCAUGUUCAGGUUGUUGGUGCAAAUGGUAUUAAGGAGCAACCUGUUGUAAGUGGGUUCAUGGAAGUGCUGAGACCUUGUUGGGCAGUUGCUACAUCCGGUGUACCGGUGCGGCAGCAACUUUUCAAUGUGUCUAUCUGCCAUUACAACCAUUUCAAUCUGUUUCAUCAUGGUGAUUUUUCAAGAAUUUUUGGGAGGACAUUUGAUCCAACUGGUUUAGAGGUUGUGACUCCUAUUCUGAUCCAGAGAGAUGAUGGUCAUAAACACAGGAGAGGAUGUCAUGGCGAUAUCAUCUUUUUGAAAAACUUGUGACAUCGUACUCUCCUGGUCACGAUGCAAUAUGGAGAUGGCAACUAUCAACAGGUGCAACAUGGUCCAACCUUCCUUCUCCAUCUGGGAUGAUGGAGAACAUGGUAGUACCUACUUUGAAGUCUUUCUUUCUGCGAGCUUAUGGCCCGAAAGAGGUGAUCAUCGCUGGUGGCGAUCAGGAGGCUCUGGUGAUUUCUCCUUCUGGUAGCAUAUUGGCACUUAUUGAACUUCCGGCACCUCCCACGCAUGCUUUGGUUCUUGAGGAUUUCUCUGGUGAUGGUCUUACUGAUAUCAUUCUGGUAACAUCUGGCGAGGCAGCCUGGGGCACUUUUCUUCAGCACGCUUGUGGGGUGCCUGAUAGUUGUGAUCGGAGUGAUGUUUGUUUCGCUGCACCUCAACUCGUGGAACAACGGUAAACCAAAGGCUUCAGCUGAAUACAGAUGAUGCAGAGAAUAUGUUAUUUGUUAGAAUCAUACCAACCGUCCACCCAACCUGAGGUUUUGAUACGCUAAUCGACUGGGGGAUGGGAUAUUUAACCUGUGUAAGCUUGCACAAAAUGUUUUGAUCGUGGAUUCAUGCUGUAUGAUAGAGAGUAUUUCCAGAAGUGUUCCUAUCUAUGAUGAUAGUAGUAGAGCUCUGUUAAUAGGUAUGAUGUGAUGCGUUUGAUUAAGCCAAAUCAUCGAGGUCAAGAGCAUUGGUGUUGGUGUUAUAAUAUGAUGAAAAUUUUGAA
Messenger RNA from Phragmites australis (common reed), 2058 nucleotides. RefSeq lists its product as uncharacterized. The transcript is spliced from 9 exons. The coding region runs from base 285 to 1331 and encodes 348 amino acids. The record is from RefSeq and is a predicted model, not a curated record. NCBI's taxonomy places the organism in Eukaryota, Viridiplantae, Streptophyta, Magnoliopsida, Poales, Poaceae.